Messenger RNA from Piliocolobus tephrosceles (Ugandan red Colobus), 626 nucleotides. Its product is annotated as putative inactive beta-glucuronidase protein GUSBP11. Gene Ontology annotation, biological process: carbohydrate metabolic process. The record is from RefSeq and is a predicted model, not a curated record. Gene Ontology annotation, molecular function: carbohydrate binding; beta-glucuronidase activity; signaling receptor binding. The transcript is spliced from 4 exons. The annotation marks the transcript as partial. NCBI's taxonomy places the organism in Eukaryota, Metazoa, Chordata, Mammalia, Primates, Cercopithecidae.
UCGGGCCCCACCUUGGACAUGCCGGUUCCCUCCAGCUUCAAUGACAUCGGCCAGGAUUGGCAGCUGUGGCAUUUUGUCAACUGGGUGUGGUAUGAACGGGAGGUGACUCUGCUGGAGUGAUGGAUCCAGGACCUGUGCACAAGAGUGGUGCUGAGGAUUGGUAGUGCCCACUUCUAUGCCAUCGUGUGGGUGAAUGGGGUCGACACGCUAGAGCAUGAAAGGGGCUACCUCCCCUUCGAGGCCGACAUCAGCAGCCUGUUCCAGGUGGGGCCCCUGCCCCCCCGCCUCUGCGUCACUGUUGCCAUCAACAACACGCUCGCCCCCCACCCUGCCACCAGGGACCAUCUGUACAUGACCGACACCUCCAAGUAUCCCAAGGGUUACUUUGUCCAGAACACGGACUUUGACUUCUUCAACUACGCGGGACUGUCGCGGUCUGUGCUUGGAUACACGACACCCACCGCCUACAUCGAUGACAUCACUGUCACCACCGGCGUGGAGCGAGACAGUGGUGAUGUCUUCUGGUGCAUUCUUAAUUAAAAUUCAUCUCCAUCCCUGCCAGUGGGUAAGUGCGUAUCCUUGACUUGAAUACGUUUGUCAGUUACUCUCGAUACACAAAGGAUUUU